Penicillium psychrosexuale is the source of this 1860-nucleotide messenger RNA. RefSeq names its product fungal specific transcription factor domain-containing protein. Gene Ontology annotation, molecular function: transcription cis-regulatory region binding; DNA-binding transcription factor activity. Gene Ontology annotation, biological process: positive regulation of transcription by RNA polymerase II. The transcript has 3 exons. The coding region runs from base 1 to 1860 and encodes 619 amino acids. The record is from RefSeq and is a predicted model, not a curated record. Lineage: Eukaryota; Fungi; Ascomycota; Eurotiomycetes; Eurotiales; Aspergillaceae. Gene Ontology annotation, cellular component: nucleus.
AUGGGAGGAAUUGUUCAUCUAACCUUUAUUCAUGACAAGGAGGAUAUUCGAUGGUUGAAUGCGGCGAAUGCAGCCAGGCACCGCCACUCGAUCUUCACAGAUGUUGAACGUCGAGACAUGACCCUUGAGCUCAUCUCCUCUGUACCCGAUCAGAAUCCCGACCAGGCAAUCGUCGAUCUAGAAAUAUUCGACUCAGAUAUCAAUUGCUCGAAACCGUUCUCGCUUUUUCGGGGACCCUUUGGUGCUUUCAGAUGCCCAGAAUCACUCCCGCUUGAGCCGUUAACUUUUGGUACAGACGAUACUCAGCCCUCCUCGGGUGACUGGUUCGAGCAGCUCGAGGAGCUGCAAAGAGAGGAAGACUUGAACCAGACCCCGUUCAGUCCAGAUGCCCUAGAUGCAGAUUACGGUAACGAUGUAAUGCUAGCAGGGCCGAGUCAAGAGCCACUUCAGAGCAUUGGGAUGGACUUCCACGAACCGAGUCUACAAGCAGAACUCAAUCCCUACUUAUCCGUGGGCAAUAUCGAGGGCUGGAAUCUCCUAUCCCAUUACAAAGACAGAAUCGUGCCGUUGAUCUCUCCUUUGUGCCUUGGAAAAGAGACACCUUGGAUGAGCCUGGUAAUACCAUGCGCAAUGGAAACUUUGGCAGACCUCAUGCUAAAUGGGUCUCCCAAUCAUGCACGGCUUGCCCUAUUAAAUGCCGUAUGGAGCACAAGUGCCUUUCACUUGGGAAAUAAUUCAAUGGCUUACGUUCAGCAAUGGACGUUAUCGGCAGCGAGAUACUUAGCACGGGCUCAAUACCACUUCCAACGAUGUAUGGAAGAAAGCUGUAUCUCGGCGGCGAAAAUGAGCAAAUAUAAGGAGAUUUUGAUGGCAAUGCUGAGUCUUUCUAAUGCUUUUAUGAUAAAAGGGGACCCGGAAAUGCGACAUGCCUAUCUCGUCCAAACCGAGAAACUCAUUUGCAUCAAGGGACUCAGUCAGCCGGCGCUAUCAGCCAACAAGAGAGCAUUGCACCACUGUUAUGCUUACAUGCGCAUUAUGGCCGAGACAACAUGCAUUGCUGAUAGAUUCAGCAUCAAUCAGACUUUGAACGACAACACAACAUAUGGAGGGGGCUUUCGUAUCUACCCCAAUUUAGUCUUUUCCACAACCACAAUGAGCAUGGAAAAGGACCCGAGGAUAGCCCAGCAUGACCUCCACCUUGCGAUACCCGGCCGAUGGAGCUCAACGCUGUUUCCCACUCUAUACGGAAUCGAUGAGAUAUUCCUCAUGUUACUGUCCCAAGUGAUUCGCCUUGCCAACGAGCGAGACCUGUCGAUGAUGUCUGAUGCAGGACAAAGUAGGCUCAGUCUCAAGGAAUUUUGGACUCGGGCAAAGGGUCUGGAAAGGGCUAUCGACCAUUUGCUACCGACUGCAAACCCAAGCUAUGCUCAGCCUUAUAAUGGAGCUCUCCCAGUGGUCAUGACUGCGACAGCUCAUGCGAUGUACACGGCAUUAUCUAUUUUCUUUCAACGCCGAAUAUACGAAAUUGAUCCUGCAAUGCUUCAGCGCAAUGUCAAUGCGAUUAGGGGCUAUCUAAUCCAAAUCCAACAGGAGGAAAUUGAUCAGAAGAGUAGUCAUAAUGCUGCUCUGAUAUGGCCGGCUUUCAUCACUGCUUGUGAGGCUGUUAGUCCUGAGUUACAGGUGUUUUUCUCGUCAUGGUUUGAUAAUUGCGCUCGGACAACAACCUUAGUUCAUGCAUCGGUGGCUAAACAGAUAUUUGAGACGAUAUGGACCAAAAGGGACGAGGUGAGCUUGUCUGGAGGAACAUUUAGCUGGCCCGAUAUUUUGCGAGAUGGGGAUAUCAAAUUUAUGUGCAUAUGA